Malus domestica (apple) is the source of this 848-nucleotide messenger RNA. Its product is annotated as tubulin-folding cofactor A. Gene Ontology annotation, biological process: tubulin complex assembly; post-chaperonin tubulin folding pathway. The record is from RefSeq and is a predicted model, not a curated record. NCBI's taxonomy places the organism in Eukaryota, Viridiplantae, Streptophyta, Magnoliopsida, Rosales, Rosaceae. Gene Ontology annotation, cellular component: microtubule cytoskeleton; cytosol. Gene Ontology annotation, molecular function: beta-tubulin binding.
ACUCAAUUUGGAAUGAAAACUAGUAUGAAGGAGACAAUAGGUUUGAGACAGCAAAUCCGCCGGGCCAAGAUUCCCCCGACUCCAAUCGAACUCAGAUUCCCGCACCAUAAACCGACCAAAGACACCCCCUCUCCCUCACCUUGUUCACUUCAUCGCGUGUAUUUUUAAUCUUCCACAAUCUUCUGCUCCAGUUUGCUACUCCUCUCUUGUACGCCCAGGACACCAAUGGCAACCCUAAGAAAUCUGAAAGUCAAGACUGGUACUUGUAAACGCCUAGUUAAGGAGCUUCAUUCCUAUGAGAAAGAGGUUGAGAGAGAAGCUGCCAAAACAGCAGACAUGAAGGAGAAAGGAGCUGAUCCGUAUGACCUGAAGCAGCAGGAAAAUGUGCUAGCUGAAUCAAGGAUGAUGAUUCCAGACUGUCGGAAACGCUUGGAGGCCUCAUUAGCUGACCUGAAAGGAAUUUUGGCUGAAGUAGAAGAAGAGUUGAACCAGAAGGAAGGCCCUGAAAUUGAAGAAGCUCGAACUGUUAUUGGAGAAGUUGACGCACUGUUCCAGACAACAGAAGCCUAAUGUCAUAGCUUAGUAACGUUACUAACAUCAGGGUGGUUUUCACCUUCGUCUUUUGUUCCGUUUCAAACGAUGGACAGAGUGUGUUGUCUUCACAUUGUUUUCUAAGGAGCCGUAUUCUCUUGCCUGUAUAUGAAUUGAAAUUGCGUGCUGCUUCUCUUUCUUUUGCCCUCCACGGUCUUUUGAAUUUCGGUUUGUUUGGUACUGUGUUAUUCCAGACCCUGACUCUAUAUUGAAUGGAAAAACAAGAGCAGAGAUACAAAAUAUAUUUCUUGGUAGGA